CCGCUCGCUUUUAAAGAAACAGAGACAAGAUGGCGGCAACAGCGGCAAUGAUGCCGAACUUUGGGCAGCAGAUUUCUUCUAAAAACGACCUGGUUCCGGACUGGACCAGUCAGGAAGUCAGCACUGGGACCACCAUCAUGGCUGUGGAGUAUGAAGGAGGAGUUGUGAUCGGGGCGGACUCUCGCACCACCACAGGAGCGUACAUCGCCAACAGAGUGACGGACAAACUGACUCCCAUCCAUGAGCGGAUCUUCUGCUGCAGGUCCGGGUCAGCCGCUGACACUCAGGCCAUCGCUGAGGUGGUCUCCUACCAGCUUGGCUUCCACAGCAUCGAGCUGGACGAGCCCCCCCUGGUGGAAACGGCUGCUAACCUGUUCAGAGCUAGCUGCUAUCGCUACCGAGAGGAGCUGAUGGCUGGGAUCCUGGUGGCAGGGUGGGACAGACGGAAGGGAGGACAGGUGUACUGUGUCCCUAUUGGAGGGAUGCUGGUGCGGCAGCCUGUGGCGGUGGGGGGAAGUGGAAGCUCCUACAUCUAUGGCUUCAUGGAUUCAAACUACAAACCAGCUCUGAGUAAGGAAGAGUGUCUGGAGCUCACAGCCUCAGCUCUGGCUCUGGCCAUGGAGAGGGACGGCUCCAGCGGCGGCGUCAUCAGGCUGGCCACCAUCUCUGAGGCGGGGGUGGAGCGCCGUGUCAUCCUGGGAAACCAGCUCCCCAAGUUCUCCACCCACUGAGGAGCUCGUCCGUCUGUUUGUGUCUGGUGUGUUAAUAAAGCUUUACAGGCCUC
Nothobranchius furzeri (turquoise killifish) is the source of this 784-nucleotide messenger RNA. RefSeq names its product proteasome 20S subunit beta 6 (gene psmb6). Gene Ontology annotation, cellular component: proteasome core complex. The record is from RefSeq and is a predicted model, not a curated record. Gene Ontology annotation, molecular function: threonine-type endopeptidase activity. NCBI's taxonomy places the organism in Eukaryota, Metazoa, Chordata, Actinopteri, Cyprinodontiformes, Nothobranchiidae.